Messenger RNA from Colletes gigas, 4164 nucleotides. It is a transcript of the gene Ndf, whose product is annotated as putative oxidoreductase GLYR1 homolog. NCBI's taxonomy places the organism in Eukaryota, Metazoa, Arthropoda, Insecta, Hymenoptera, Colletidae. Gene Ontology annotation, molecular function: NAD binding; oxidoreductase activity, acting on the CH-OH group of donors, NAD or NADP as acceptor; NADP binding. The transcript has 10 exons. The record is from RefSeq and is a predicted model, not a curated record. The coding region runs from base 24 to 1535 and encodes 503 amino acids.
CAAAGCAGCACGGGGGUUUUAUUAUGUCGGAGGUUUUCAAACUAGGUGAUCUAGUAUGGGCGAAGAUGAAGGGAUUUUCGCCUUGGCCUGGCCGGGUGUCUAAUCCUUCAAAGGAGUUAAAAAAACCAACUAAUACUAAGAAGGGGCCAGUUCAAUGUAUUUUCUUCUUUGGAACAAAUAAUUACGCAUGGAUAGAGGAGUCCAAUAUAAAGCCAUAUCUAGAAUAUAAAGAUACUCUUGUAAAAUCUAGUAAAUCUGGUGCAUUUAAAGAUGCUGUAGAAGCAAUAGAGGAAUUUAUUGCUAAUGGAGAGGUUUUUGAGGAUGGCUUAGAUCCAGACUCCUUGUUCGAUAGACUCAAAGAAGAAAGUUUAUCUGAGAAGAAGAUUGUGGUGAAAACACCCAAGCCUCGUAAGGAAACACCAAAAACUAAAAGAAUGGACACUAGUGCGAGUGAUGCUCGUCGUCCUGCCAAGAAACAACGUAGGGAAUCAAGUACAAGUAACAGUAAUAGGGUUGGCAGCAUCAGUCCUGCGCUAAAUCAUUCUACUCCUCCCAGAAAAUCAGGGUCAACGCUUCUUAAUAGGCCUGCAAAUAUUGCUAGACCCGUGACACCUCCUUUAGACGUGGAGACAUUGUCGCAAACUCUUAAAGAGAAAAACAUCCUUCCGUCAACCUUGAAAUUUGGGUUCCUUGGUUUGGGUAUCAUGGGUAGCGGCAUCGUAAAAAACCUUAUCAACAGCGGGCAUAGCGUAAUUGUGUGGAAUCGGACAGAAGAAAAGUGUGCAGACUUUGUGAAAGCAGGAGCAGAACAAGGUUUAACACCAUCCGAUGUUGUGCUUGCUGCCGACAUCACGUUCUCUUGCGUAGCCAACCCGCAAGUUGCCAAACACAUGGUUUUCGGUAAUUGCGGAGUCCUCACAGAAAUAUCUCCGGAGAAAGGAUACGUGGAGAUGACUGGCAUAGAUGCGGAAACAUCGCAGGACAUCGCCGAAGCAAUAACCGCAAAGGGUGGUCGUUAUUUGGAGGCUCAGGUUCAGGGUAGCAAAACACAGGCCCAAGAAGGUACUCUGAUAAUCCUUGCGGCUGGCGAUCGGGGUCUGUUCGACGAGUGCCAGUCUUGCUUCGAAGCAAUGGGCAAAAAUAGUUUUUAUCUCGGCGAGGUCGGAAACGCUUCCAAAAUGAACCUCGUGCUUCAGUUAAUGGCGGGCGUGACUCUGGCCGGUUUGGCCGAAAGUAUGGCAUUGGCGGAUCGCGCCGGUCUUCAGCAGAAAGACGUGUUGGAGGUUUUGGAGUUAACGUCGUUGGCUUGUCCAGCGAUUCUUGAUAAAGGGAAAGCCAUUAUCGAGGGCGGUUUUCCAACACAGUUACCACUGCAGCAUAUGCAGAAAGACUUAAGACUUUCUUUGAGUAUGAGCGAUCAAUUAGAGCAACCAUUGCCGUUAGCCGCCGCAGCGAACGAAGUCUACAAACACGCUAAACGUCUUGGUUAUGGCGCGCACGAUGCCUCCGCUGUUUACAUCAGAGCCAGGUUCUAACGGAGCAUGCAUCGUCGAGCUUUUCGCUAUACCAUAUUUAUUGCAAUAUCUAGCGUUUCCCGUCGCUACCAGAGAAGAGUAGUGCGCUAUUUGUCGAGGAGUAGUGGAACCACUAUCGAAUGCUAAACGAAGCACUAUGACAGUUGUUAAUACGUCGUGAACUUGUUGGGAUAUGAAAUAAGUUCUGUUAUUGCUGUAACGAAACAAGAACCAAAUUCGACGUAUUUGAAUGAGUAUGCAGUGAAUUUGAUGCACAGGCCUUGUCGCUCGAUAUAACACGAUGUAUGUAUAAAAUAUGAAUAUACUUAUACGUUUUUUUUUUUUUUUUUUUUUACAUGUUUUUUUUUUCAUGACGACUCUGCGUAUAUAUGAACUUUUUUCUUUUACUAUUAACACACGGCGACUACUUUUCUCGAUAACAGUAUGGGUCAUAAUAGCCGAUCUCUCGAGUCGCGUCCCGACUUCGAUCCCGUAAAACGCACUCCCCGCUUGAAAACUUGAGAGGCUUAGGACGUGUCGAAAAUGUGCCUUACGAUACCGCUUGAAACAAGGCUUUUUAAUUGUAUUUUUUUUAGGUUACACGAAUGAUAAUUUUACUUUGAGUUUAAUUCGGUAUAAUGAAUUCAAGUUGCACGAUGAGGAUUAACGGGGACGAUAUAUAGAAAAAUUACCAUUGUUAGGAAGGAAAUAACGAUGUAGUUAGAUUGUAUGCUUUAUUGGUGCAAUUAUAAGGUAUAAUAGAGGGACAGUGAUCUCGGUUUUGUAAACAAAUUGUGGCGGUAUUUUAGAAACAUCCGUUAAGUAGAGCGAUGAUUAGAUGACGAUUUUUGUAUGGUUUCCUUUUUUGUUUAUCCUUUUUAUUCCAAUAGCAAUGAAAAUUGUACAUUCAUCUCAUUUUCCUAUUUUGUUCACUUCUUUCAGAAUUUGUGGUGAUGUACUUGUUAACCUUUUGCAGACAACUAUUUAAAGACUCGUUUUGGUUUAGUGAAUUGUCACGUACAUAUUAAGGUGUAAUAAUUAUUAAGAAUAAAUUUUCGUUAAUUCGUUUCGAUUUAGAAAGAAUUUCCAGGCGCAAGACCAAAACGGUAAAAGUAUGUUGUCUGAUAUAUCCGCCAAGGGUUAAAUGUCUAACAACGAAGCUACAAAUAUUUAUGAAAUACCGAGGAACAUGUUGGUUUUGAAUGUUCUUUGUCAUCAAACUAUUCGUCUGUAGGAAUUUUCGGAUAUAUUGCCUUAAAAAAUUAUAUUUUUCGCAUAGAAAUUAAAAACCUUUUGCGCCUAGCGUGAUUAUUACGAUGCUUUAUUCUCAUUGAUGUGGCUCUUACCGAAUAAAUUUACAGCAACGUAGAAUCAAUCGAUCUCUUGGUAGCGUUACAAAAACGAUAAAUAGUAAAAAUAUAGAACGAUAAUUAGUAGAUGUGUUGUACGUUACUAUAUAUAGAGACUUAUCGACUAAAAUAUUUAAUAGACGAUUACUUUUCUUUUCCUGUGUUACUUUGCCGGGGCAUAAUCGAAGUGCUCCUUUUCUACUGAAAAUUCCAUUCAACGUUCGCGACUGUGUUUUUCAUCGUUCGAAUUUUUAUAGCGAUUUACGAACAAACAUUUUCAUUCUCUGCACGAAAAAUGACUAUUUGCAGUACGAAAACGAUCUUCUCCCAACUUUCAUAAUUGAUGGUAUCGCAUGUUCAACGAACAUGGACGUGUCGGGACAGUUCUUAGAACAAUUUCCACGAUAAAACGUUCUCUGCUCUCUCGUGUGCACGAUGUUGCGAUCUUUUUACGAAAAGAAGGUAAUCUUCUUGAUGAGGAGGGAAGUGAACGGCGCUUCCGUUUCCCAGGACGGUCGUGCGAGUCUCACAAGCGACACGCGACGAAGUCGAGGGCGACCGAAAGUUUUCGAGUUUGUUCGCGGACGAAUUUGUUAUAGAGUAAAUUGUACGAGUUUACCUAUGUCGGAAAAAUCGAUAAGUUUAUUCUUUUCGUCUGUCAAAUAUCGGACGAUAGUUUUUACAAACUUUCUUCGCUGACAAUCGGUGAUUAUUUUUCUAAUGAUAAUUUAAUAUCGACUGAACGGUCCAUCGGAGGGGAAUACCGGUGGACGAUGCUUGGUUUUUAACGAUAGAUCGAUAUACGUGUUUAAAAAUGUUUUAUCGAAUUCUUUCUCGAUACAAAGGAAAACUCGUAUCGCUCGCUCGUUCAUACAGACAGACUCUUGGGUGUGUGGAAAAUCACGUGCCACAACAAGCUAUAACAGUGGCUGGGCACCCAUAUCAUAUAUUGUAUAUGUAAUUAGAUUAUGAAUAGUUCUAAUACUAUAAUAAUAAAUUGUACAUCUAUGAGAUGAAACAGGAAUGAUGGAAAUAGAAAAUAUUAAAUAUUCUACAGCAAACAUAAAGAAAACAAAAUAUAUAUAUAUAUGUAUAUAUACAUAUAUAUAUACAUAUAGCUAGUAAAGUGUAUAAAUCACAGAGAGGGAGAAUUAUGCGUGAGUGCGAUUGGAUGAGUGAGAAUACGUCAUGAGCAUUGCGUCAGUAACUGACGUUAUAUGUUUUGUCACGAAAUACACUGGUUUUUGAAUAAAUAUCUAUUUGAAUUACGAAGAUUAAUAUUCAAUGCCUGGAACGUUAGC